Cooperia oncophora is the source of this 468-nucleotide messenger RNA. The record is from the annotation of a GenBank genome assembly. NCBI's taxonomy places the organism in Eukaryota, Metazoa, Nematoda, Chromadorea, Rhabditida, Trichostrongylidae.
AUGUGUUUUCUUCAGAUCCUGUUUUCCCUUCCGGAAGGACUCAUAAAGGAUGUUGAUCCAUGGAACUUACGUCUUUGGAACGUAAGCGCCAGAUCUGUUUUCGAUCAAGUGCAAAUGUUAACCGCUCACAACGAGCUACAACUUCGCAGUUGCGACUUGCUUCUUGGGGACAAUGACACGUUGCAAAUGCUUGCAAAUGAAAAAUUCGACGCGGGAAUCACUGAAAUGCUCGGUGCAUGCGGUUUCGCUAUUUUUUAUAAAGCCGGCAUCAACCACAUGAUUGCUGCGUCAGCUAUGGGUGUGGUGGACUCGAUUGGCGAAUACUAUGAUCUGCCAAAAUUCCCCAGCAUUGCACCAUCAUUUCUUCUACCGUAUAGCGAUCGAAUGAGUUUCCUAGAAAGAACAAUCAACUUCAUCACUAUUGCUUUUGCUGAUUUGGUCUCAUCAGAGAUUGCAAGGAAGUACAAG